CUUUUAUAAGGGUGUAAUUGCCAAAUUCCCGUCUAACAGAUUGGAAAACCUUAACCCGGUUGGCCCAAAAAUUCUGAAAUAUCAAACAUUUUGCUUCCCAGAAACCUCUCGCCGCAGAAGCUGCAGCACAACCGUAGAGUGUUAUUGACUUCAAUAAUGUUUUUGAAACCCUUUACUUCAGCUCCAUCCACUUCUUAUUGGAGUGAAUCUUUUAGUUGUGAGAAUGGGAUGUAUGCCAAUGUUAGAAUGCUUCGAAGGCCAGAAGUAGUGUGUCUUGGUAUGUUGGCCCCAAGAAAAUUCUUGCAAAAGAGGAAGAAAGUAGAGGUUUUCAAGGAUGCUGAGGAUGAAAUUGAUCAGAAGAACUGGAGAAAAGUAAUGAAUGAAAUAGAGGAGGCAGAUUCUGCUGUUUCGGUGUUCAAGAGUCGGAGGGCCAAGAAACAGUCUCUACCCAAAGACUUGGUUGUUGGAACCCUGGUCAGAUUUAAGCAGCUCAAGAAGUGGAAUCUUGUUAGCGAGAUUCUCGAAUGGCUUCGGACACAGCAUUGGUGGGAUUUUAAGGAGAUGGAUUUUCUGAUGCUUAUAACGGCUUACGGAAAGCAAGGAGACUUCAACAAAGCCGAGAGGGUUUUAAGCUACAUGAGCAAAAAGGGGUAUCCACCAAAUGUGAUAUCCUAUACCGCUCUUGUGGAAGCAUAUGGAAAAGGAGGCCAAUACAAUAAAGCAGAAGCUAUAUUUCGUAGGAUGCAAUUUUCGGGCCCUGAACCUUCUGCUGUGACAUAUCAAAUAAUUCUUAAAAUAUUUGUCCAGGGAAACAGAUAUAAAGAAGCUGAAGAAGUUUUUGAAACGCUUCUUGAUAAGGAAGCCUCACCUCUAAAACCAGACCAGAAAAUGUUCCACAUGAUGAUUUAUAUGUACAAAAAAGCAGGAAGCUAUGACAAAGCUCGUAAACUAUUUGCCUUGAUGCCUGAGAGAGGAAUUCAGCAAACUACAGUCACAUAUAAUAGCUUGAUGUCCUUUGAAACCAAUUACAAGGAGGUUGCAAAAAUCUAUGACCAGAUGCAAAGAGCUGGUAUUCGGCCUGAUGUAGUGAGUUAUGCACUACUCAUCAGUGCUUAUGGUAAAGCUAGAAGAGAAGAAGAGGCAUUAGCUGUAUUUGAGGAGAUGCUUGAUGCCGGUGUCAGGCCAACACAGAAGGCAUAUAAUAUUUUACUUGAUGCCUUUGCAAUCUCGGGAAUGGUAGAGCAAGCUCAAAUUGUCUUCAAGAGCAUGCGAAGAGACAGAUGUACCCCUGAUCUGUGCUCAUAUACGACUAUGUUAUCGGCUUAUGUUAAUUCAUCUGAUAUGGAUGGUGCGGAGAAAUUUUUCCGAAGAAUAAAACAAGACAGAUUUGAACCCAAUCUCGUGACUUAUGGGGCUUUGAUAAAAGGUUAUGCAAAAACAAAUAACAUGGAGAAAAUGAUGGAGAAAUACAACAAUAUGCGGGUUCAAGGUAUCAAACCGAACCAGACAAUCCUCACUACUAUCAUGGAUGCUUUUGGUAAAAACGAGGAUUUCUCCAGUGCCGUGAUUUGGUUCAAUGAAAUGGUAUCUAGUGGGACUCUUCCUGAUCAGAAAGCAAAGAAUGUUCUCCUGUCUCUAGCAAAAACAGCAGAAGAAAAAUUUGAGGCCAAUCAGCUUGUACAACUUAAUAGGAUCCCGAACAAUGUAGAUGUUGGUGAUAUCGGUGGUAUGACCGAUGCAGAUGAUGUUGAUGCAGAUGCAGAUAUGGACAUGAGCCAUGCGUUUGUAGAUAAAGAUGAAGACUUGAUAAUUACUGGUUUGGUUCAGUGACAUGGUAUCUGGUUGGACACCUGAUCAGAAAGCAAGUCUCUCUAGUCAAAACAGCAGAAGAAAAUUUUGAAGCCAAUCAGCUUGUAAAACGUGAUAGGGGUCCCGACAAAGAAGAUGAUGGUGAUAUCGGUAUUAUGAACGAUGAGUAUGAUGCCGAUGCCGAUGUAGAUGUCGACGUGAGCCAUGCUUUGAAGAUAAAGGCGAAGACUUGAUAAUUAGCAGCAGCUAUCAACAGCUAUCAACAUGUUAUUUUGUGCUAGAAGCAUAAAUAUGAUAAAAUUUUGUUCAAUGAAUGCAAUGCAUGUUUGUAAGUUGGAUUAGUUGCAGAUCACUUCUGAAAUUUGAUGCUUAUUCUGUGUUAGAAAUUACGGAUUGUGGAUCGCCCAUGUGGGGUAACCCAACCCAUAAGAUAUCGAAAGGAUUGGAGGGAGUGGUUUUAACAUCCAAUCCCCAUAACUUCCCAUA
This is a messenger RNA of Olea europaea var. sylvestris, 2295 nucleotides long. Its product is annotated as pentatricopeptide repeat-containing protein At3g59040. The record is from RefSeq and is a predicted model, not a curated record. NCBI's taxonomy places the organism in Eukaryota, Viridiplantae, Streptophyta, Magnoliopsida, Lamiales, Oleaceae. Gene Ontology annotation, molecular function: protein binding. The coding region runs from base 157 to 1830 and encodes 557 amino acids. The transcript has 7 exons.